AUGGCCGCCGCCGCAGGCCCACAGACUCCCCAGCGCCCACUCCCAGGCGCAUUCACCGUCACACCCGCGCCGCAAGGCCAGACGAUAUUCGCUGCAAACGCCGCCAGUCUACGACAGAAUCUUCAGCCUCAGCAGGUGGAAACGAGUGGGACAACCAGCGCAACACAACAAGAAUCGAACGUGGAACGCGCCGCCAAAACAAUCCACCUCGCCCUCGAUGGAGACCAGAAAUACCCGGCGCUGGAGGACUACAUCACCCAGGGCAUCAGCGGAGAGUAUGAUUUGCCGUCAGGUCAGGCAUGGCAGCCAUUCCAGAAGCUGAAGAUGCAUGAUCUGCCACCGAGAUUGCUGGAACAGGCGAAUCAUGCGAGUAUGGACAAUCAGAUGGGCGUGUUCCCAGCCUUAACACACGCGUGGGUGGCACUUGACAACUGCCUGUACCUGUGGGACUACACAUUGCCCAAUCCUGAGAUCAUUGGCUGGGAGGAGAACAGCCACCCCAUCACAGCGGUCAAGCUGGUGAAGCCAAAGCCCGGCGUCUUCGUGGCUGAUAUAAAGCACUUGAUAGUCGUUUGCACCGCGACUGAGAUGCUGUUCCUUGGUGUCGCUGCUCAGACAACCUCCACUGGCGCCCAGACCGUGGCGCUGUACAACACGCGGAUGGCCAUUCCCGUGCGAGGCAUUGGUGUUCAGCACAUCACAGCAUCUGAUCAGUCUGGACGCAUCUUCUUCACCGGAAGUGCUUCAGAGGACAUCUACGAGUUUCAAUACCAGCAAGAUGAGGGGUGGUUCAGAGGAAAGACGAGCCGGAUAUGUCACACCAAAGCUACCAUGAGCUUUGUGCCGGAGAACUUGAUGGUGGUUGGGUCUAUGUUUGGGUCGGCUGCGAAGACCACAUACGUGACACAAAUGGUCAUUGACGAUUCGAGGAACUUGAUGUACACGCUCAACACUGCGAGCGAGAUCAAGGUCUAUCUCAUCAAGGACAGACUAGAGAGCUCACUUAGGCGGCCACUCUCCGGACUUCUGCAGAAUACUGGUCACUUCAAUCACCGGACAGAGCUCCUCACUGGGAGAGAUGUCAAGCUCGUGGGUAUCAGCGUGAUCCCGCGCGCAGAAGCUGGUAAGGUUGCUCUCGUUGCCACAACCAGCACAGGCUGCAGACUGUACUUGUCCUUGACUCGAGGUUAUGGUUACGAUGCGAGCGCCGAGAACCCACCUUCAAGUGCACAAAUCUUGCACAUCAGAUAUCCUCCGAAAGAUCCAGCCGCACCACGAGCUCCGGCGCAGCCCAGCCAGACGACAGCAAUGACACCCUACGGACAGCAACCAGAACAAGUUGACACCAACACGAGAUAUCUUGAUGGCAUGCACAAGGCGUUUAGAUUCUCACCAGGCUACUGGAUGGCAUUCGCUGAGGAUCCCACAGACCCGCAGCGCAAAGACCGGGUGUUCUUGACCGCUACCGACACCGCUCGCAUGGCCAACCAGACUGGUGCGGCACCCAACACCAAAUACGCCGAACAUGGUCAGUGGAUCAAUCUGCCAUCGACACUGGCUCAAGUCAUGCCGAUGGGUGAGCCAUUCAAAGCCAAUGGCGCGCCUCUCGGCUUUGGUAACGAGCUUGCUGUGCAGUUCGACCAGGAGACGCCAGAGUUUGCUAUUGUAACCAUGGCCGGCGUGCAGAUCAUCCGUCGUCGGAGGCUCGUCGACGUCUUUGCUGCAAUGCUAAAGCAUGGCUCGACGGACGAGGAGGGAGUCGAAGGUGACAUCAAGCGUUUUGUGCGUAUAUACGGCCGAACAGAAACAUCUGCGACCGCACUGGCUGUCGCAUGUGGGCAAGGCGUUGAUGUGGCAGAGAACCGCGUUGCGACCAUCACGGAACCUGAAGUUCUCGAGAAGGCACGGAAAGCAUACAUCGAACAUGGAGGUCGUCCGGACUACAACGCCAAUGCCGACAGUGGUGACAACCCGACCAACGCUGUGCGAGCCAGUGCAAGACACGAUGGCACAGCUUUCUACAUUGCAAGAAUGGUCCGUUCGAUAUGGAAACAGCCCAUCAUCAAAGACAUUGCGAAGCCUGGCGCUGGCGUCGAGCUGGUUUCCACCAUCAGCAUCGACAAGUUGAAAAAAGUACAACUCAGUCUCACUUCACUGCGGGACUUCCUCGAACGCAACAAGAGCUUCAUCGAGGGUCUGGCUGGACCUCAGGCCAUGACUCGUGCUUCGUCUCGCGCAGAAGAGAUUGCUACACAGGGCGAGCAUCAAUACAUGCAUGGCCUGCUGCAGCUCGUCAACAGCAUAAGCGAAGGUAUCAGCUUUGUUCUCAUGCUGUUUGACGAGAAGCUCGAAGAGAUCUUGGCAAUACUGCAGGACGACAGCAGGAGGAAAGUGAGGGAGCUCACAUUCGAAUCACUCUUCACCACCGCUACAGGAAAGGAGCUCGCAAAAGAGCUUGUCAAGGCAAUUGUCAACCGAAAUAUCACCAACGGAAGUAACGUCGAAGCUGUGGCAGAGGGACUGCGGCGACGAUGUGGCAGCUUCUGUAGCGCUGACGAUGUGGUCAUCUUCAAGGCGCUCGAGCAGAUCAAGAAAGCAGAGGAGAAAGGAGCGCAGAGCGAGGAGGCUCGUCAGCUCCUCAACCAGAGCACCAAGCUGUUUCAGAAGGUCGCUGCUAGCCUUUCUUUCGAGAAUGUCAAGCUUGCCGUUGAGAGCUACUACCGCAUGGCUUUCUACGCAGGCGCCAUCCAGCUGUGUCUGACAGUGGCGCUGGAGCAGGACAAGUCGAAGCGGGCUCUUGCUUGGAUGCGAGAUGGCAAGCCCACAAAUGACGAGAGAGAGGCUGUCUAUAACACACGUCUCCAGUACUACAGCUUGAUCUUCGAGACGAUAAGACAGCUCGAGAUCGACACCAGAAACGAGCCCGAGAUGGUGGACGGCAGAACAUCACUGGCGAUGAAGAGGCGAAGCGAGGCUUACGAGAUCAUCGAUCACUCUGAUGAUGUAGUCUUCCUCACGAAUCUGUACGAUUGGUACUGCAACACUGGCGAAGGCGGUUUCAGCCAGCCGCAGCGUCUUCUCGAGAUCGACAACCCGUACGUCGUGGAGUACCUCAAGAAGAAGGCUGUUGAGUUCCGUGGUCAUGCAGACCUGCUAUGGCGCUACUUUGCGCACCAUAACGACUACCUCCAAGCGGCCGAUGUGCAGCUCGAUAUUGCCCGUUCGAGCUUCCAAGGCUUGACACUAGAAGACCGCAUCAGCUACCUUUCCCGGGCACGCACGAAUGCCAGCACUCGCCAGACCAUCCUCACCGACUCUCGACAGAACAAGCAGAAGCUACUACGCGAGAUCUCCGACCUCCUCGAAAUCGCCACUGUGCAAGACGAACUUCUCCAGCGCAUCCGCUCCGAACAACGACUCAACGACGAAUCUCGCGCCCGUCACAUCGAGAUCCUUAAUGGCAGCAUCCUCGCAGUCGAGGAACUCUACAACCAAUAUGCCGACGCAGCAAACUACCACGACCUCUGCAUCGUCCUCUACCAAGUCGCCGACCACCGCAACCCAGCCGACAUCCGCAGCUCCUGGUCAGCACUAAUCCAACAAACCAGCGAUGAAGCACCCGCCUUCUACGGCAACACACGCGCCCCAUGGGAAGCAGUUGGUGAGAAAGUUCGCGAACUUGGUCGACGUCUGCAUACCUCGAGCGCGACGUUCCCAAUCCCGACCCUCCUGCCGAUGCUCGAGAAGUACGCCUACGAGCAACCGGAACAGCGACGACCCCCGAUCAAUUGGGCAGUGGAUGUGUUCCUGGAUCUCGACAUUCCGCAUGAGACGUUAUUGCCGGCGUUGGAGCAGCUGUACUACAGUAAUGAACAUCCCUUUGUUGGGUCGAAGCGGAAGAUCAUCGCCAACAAGAUGGUUUAUCUCCUGCAGAAGUGGUUGGAAGCCAGCGAGAGGAGUGGUGAGAGGGUUCUGUUCGGAAGCGAGGAGAAUGAAGAGACGGUACGACAGUGUGUUGACUCCCUUGUAAGAGGCGAUCUAGAACAGGGCUGGAGACAGGCUGCUGAGGGUAUCAGGCAGAGACUGAACUAUAGGUAG
Molecule: messenger RNA, 4098 nt
Organism: Fulvia fulva
Lineage: Eukaryota; Fungi; Ascomycota; Dothideomycetes; Mycosphaerellales; Mycosphaerellaceae
Product: Nucleoporin
Exons: 1
Coding region: 1-4098 (1365 amino acids)
Biological process (GO): protein import into nucleus; protein localization to nuclear inner membrane; transcription-dependent tethering of RNA polymerase II gene DNA at nuclear periphery
Cellular component (GO): nuclear pore; nuclear pore inner ring
Molecular function (GO): structural constituent of nuclear pore
Source: RefSeq, a predicted model, not a curated record